AUUUAAACUCGUUUAGUAAUUUCUCAUAUUUUUUCUUAACGAUUUUGGGACUUUGAAUCACCCGCCAGUUGCCACCCGAUGGAAAGCAGAACCACAACCCAAUUGGCAAAUUUCUUGCAAUUUUGUAUUGACAAGAAAUCCCAUAUAAAUGGGAAGCUCCUCCAUGCUCAUAUCCUCCGUACUAGGCUGUUUGACGAUACUUUUCUAUCAAACCGCUUAGUCGAGUUGUACCAUAAAUGUGGUCGCUUAAUUACCGCACGCCGGGUGUUUGAUAAAAUGCCACACAAGAACCUGUUUUCGUGGCACGCAUUGUUAAAUGCUUAUUGCAAGGUUGGUGAUAUAGACGAAGCACAUAAGCUGUUUGUUAAAAUGCCCGAGAGAAACUCGAUCUCCUGGAACACUUUGAUCAGUGCUUUAGUUCGUGAUGGGUCGGAGCAAAAAGCAUUGAAUUUGUAUUACGACAUGAACAGAGCGGGUUACUUGCCAACAAAUUUUACGUUAGCAAGUGUCUUGAGUGCAUGCGGGGCUUUGGUGGAUUUGAAAUGUGGUUGUGCAUGUCAUGGGUUUGCCACUAAGAUCGGCCUUGACAAGAAUAUAUUUGUUGGUAAUGCUUUGUUAGGUAUGUAUGCAAAGUGUGGGUCUAUCGGGAAUGCAAUGAAGGCUUUUGAGAACUUGCCUGAAGUUAACGAGGUUUCUUAUACGGCAAUGAUGGGGGCGUUAAGGGAGACUGAUCAUGUUGAGGAGGCUUUUCACAUGUUUCGAUCAAUGCAUAGAAUUGGGAUACAAGUUGAUGCUAUAUCGUUGUCUAGCAUCCUUGGUGUGUGCACUAGAAGUGGAAUUGAUGGCUCUACUGUGAAUGGCAAACAGUUUCACGGCCUCACAGUUAGACUUGGGUUCGAAAGAGAUUUACACUUGAGUAAUUCGUUGCUAGAUAUGUAUGCAAAAGAUGGAGAUAUGGAUAGUGCCGAAAUGGUAUUUAAUAAUUUGCCAGAAGUUACUGUUGUUUCCUGGAAUGUAAUGAUUGGUGGGUAUGGCCAGAAAUACCAAAUUAUGAAGGCAAUAGAAUGUAUGAAAAGGAUGCAAAGUUUUGGUUUAGAACCAGAUGAAGUGACCUACAUUAAUAUGUUUUCAGCAUGCCUUAAAUCAGGAGAUACUGAAACUGCACGUGAAAUAUUCAAUAGGAUGUCAUGCCCAAGCAUAAGUUCUUGGAAUGCUUUGCUUUCAGGCUAUUCCCAGAUUGGAAAGCAUAAGGAGGCUGUUUGGCUUUUCAGAGAUAUGCAAUUUUGUAAUGUCAAAGGUGAUCGAACUACGUUUGCUGUUACCUUUAGCUUAUGUGCUUCUCUGGGGCUCAUGAAGGGUGGGAGACAAGUUCAUGCCGUAUCAAUAAAGACUCUUGUUGAUGAUGAUAUCUAUGUUGCUAGUGGACUCAUUGUGAUGUACUCCAAGUGCAAUAAGAUAGAGGUGGCAAAAUUUAUAUUUGAUAGAAUAAGAGAACAAGAUAUAGUUUGUUGGAAUUCUAUGAUGGCAGGAUUAUCGCUCAAUAAUCUUGAUAACGAAGCCUUCAUGUUAUUCAAGAACAUGCUGGAAAACGAGAUGCUUCCUACUCAAUUCUCUUAUUCUACUGUACUUAGUUGUUGUGCCAAGUUAUCGUCUAUAUCUAAAGGGAGGCAGGUUCAUGCACAGGCUUCGAAAGACGGAACUGUAAACGAUGUCAUUGUUGGAAGUGCUCUAAUUGAUAUGUAUUCUAAAUGUGGGGAUGUAGAUGAAGCCAUAUUAUUUUUUGACACAAUGCCCACUAAGAACACCGUUACUUGGAAUGAGAUGAUUCAUGGGUAUGCACAAAAUGGACGUGGAGAUGAAGGUGUUUCUCUAUAUGAAGACAUGAUCAAUCAGUCAGGUGAGAAACCUGAUGCUAUAACAUUUGUUGCUGUUUUGACUGCCUGUAGUCAUUCAGGGUUAAUUGAUGAUGGUAUUAGGAUAUUUAACUCGAUGAUACAAGAAUAUGGAGUGGCACCACUUCCAGACCACUAUACUUGUAUAAUUGAUUCUUUAGGACGUGCUGGUCGGUUCCAUGAAGUGGAGGUUCUUUUAGAUAGGAUGCCAUAUGUAAAUGAUCCAAUUAUAUGGGAGGUUCUUCUUAGUUCUUGUAGAGUGCAUUCUAAUGUAAGCUUAGCAAGAAGAGCAGCAGAGGAGCUUUUUCGCUUGAAUCCACGUAAUUCUGCUCCUUAUGUGCUUCUAGCCAACAUGUAUUCUUCCCUGGGAAGAUGGGAUGAUGUAAGGAACAUCAGGGAGUUGAUGAUUGAAAAACAGGCAGUAAAAGAUCCUGGUUACAGCUGGUUUGAACAUAAAGAUGGCAUUCAGGAAUUUAACGAUGAUGAUAACCUUAGGAUGGUAGCUAAAUUUGAAGCAGAAACUGAUGAACCCUAUUGCUUAAGUGGGUUAUAAGGAAGAAAAAGACUUCAGGGGUUAAACAAGAUUGAGUUUACCGGUCAUCAUCCAUCAAGAUCAACAUCCCGUCAUCAAUGCAUGUUGAUGGAUGCAUGUCUAAUGGCUUCACAUGACAUAUGACAAAUUUAGUGUUGACCUUAUGUUGAAUCCCUCUUUUCCGGUAUGGUGGAAUCUUGUAUUUCAGUAUAUGAGUGUGAAGCGGAAAAAUCUGCCUACAUCUUACCCUUCCCAGACCCUACUCCACGUGGGAUUGACUGUGCUCGUUUAGGUUGGUUUGGUUUUCAGUGUGAAGGGAAAAACGUUCUACUACUGCUGGAGUUUUGAACCAUGAUAAAGGAGCAUGCUGUUUGGUCGGAAGGAACAAAUCAGUUAAUGGUGAACACUCAUGAAGGAGAGAAAGAGAACUGAUCCACUAUGUUUACUCGUAUCA
This is a messenger RNA of Cynara cardunculus var. scolymus (artichoke), 2878 nucleotides long. Its product is annotated as pentatricopeptide repeat-containing protein At4g20770. Gene Ontology annotation, molecular function: protein binding; RNA binding. The record is from RefSeq and is a predicted model, not a curated record. Gene Ontology annotation, biological process: RNA modification. Lineage: Eukaryota; Viridiplantae; Streptophyta; Magnoliopsida; Asterales; Asteraceae. The transcript has a single exon. Bases 79 to 2445 code for a protein of 788 amino acids.